Molecule: messenger RNA, 1113 nt
Organism: Nelumbo nucifera (sacred lotus)
Lineage: Eukaryota; Viridiplantae; Streptophyta; Magnoliopsida; Proteales; Nelumbonaceae
Product: hevamine-A-like
Biological process (GO): carbohydrate metabolic process
Cellular component (GO): extracellular region
Molecular function (GO): chitinase activity
Source: RefSeq, a predicted model, not a curated record
AAUCCUCUCAACUCAUAACCAGAGAAUAGCUAGCCUCGCAAUCCUUAACCCACCAAUGGCUACUCAGUCUCAAGCAUCAUCAGCCCUUCUUCUCUCCCUCCUGCUGCUCUCCGUAGCGGCAACGUCGCUGGCCGCUGGCAAAGGCGGCAUUGCCGUCUACUGGGGCCAAAGCGGAAAGGAGGGAACGCUGAAGCAGACUUGUGCUACGGGCAAGUACGCAUACGUGAACCUCGCUUUCCUCAACAAGUUCGGCAAUGGCCAGAAGCCGGAGCUCAACCUCGCCGGCCACUGCAACCCAGCCACUGGCGGCUGCGUCGGCCUUACUGAAGACAUCAAGUAUUGCCAAAGCAAAGGCAUUAAGGUGCUGCUCUCCAUUGGAGGUGGCAUCGGCACCUACACUCUAAAAUCCGCUCAGGAUGCCAAAAACGUCGCCGACUACCUCUGGAACAACUUCCUGGGCGGCCGCUCGUCGACACGCCCACUGGGUCCAGCAGUGCUGGACGGCAUAGACUUCGACAUCGAGAGAGGCAGCACUCUGUACUACUAUGAGCUGGUCAGGUACCUCUCGGUCUACAGUAAGCCAAGCAAGAAGGUGUACCUGGCCGCGGCUCCGCAGUGCCCAUUCCCAGAUAGGUAUCUCGGCCGUGCCCUCAACUCUGGGCUGUUCGAUUAUGUUUGGAUCCAAUUCUAUAACAAUGCUCCUUGCCAAUACACCCCAGGGAAUGUUUCAAAGCUAUUGAGUUCUUGGACCAAAUGGACGUCGUCAAUCCAGGCCACCAAGUUCUUCUUGGGACUACCUGCCUCUCCCCAAGCAGCUGGAAGUGGUUAUAUCCCCACAAAUGUGCUCAUCCAUCAAAUCCUGCCCAAAAUCAAGGCUUCUCCCAAGUAUGGCGGUGUCAUGCUGUGGAAUAAAUACUUAGAUGACAAGAACGGAUACAGUAACACUAUUAAGGCUUACGUUUAAAUUGGGAAUAGUAAUUUGCUCAUGAUCAGCUGAAUAAAUCCGAAUAUGUAUUACUCAUGUAAUAAAUAAACAACUUCAUUCACAUCCUUAUCAUGUAAUAUCAAUUAUCAGGGUUGUUAACUUAGAAAUAAAUUUCACUUUAUUAAUUA